Molecule: messenger RNA, 3423 nt
Organism: Fusarium pseudograminearum CS3096
Lineage: Eukaryota; Fungi; Ascomycota; Sordariomycetes; Hypocreales; Nectriaceae
Exons: 2
Coding region: 1-3423 (1140 amino acids)
Source: RefSeq, a predicted model, not a curated record
AUGACGUCGAGCAAGUCCUUCAGGGCUUCUUUAAUGCCCUCCAUGUUACGAUCCAACACGGAUCCCGAUUCCUCUUCUACACCUUCCUUCCGCAAGAGUAUAAGGAAGUCAAACACUGCAGACCUUUCCAAGCUCCAGGGCUCAAAAAUUGGUUCGUCAAAGUCCACCACCAACCUACCUCACAUUGGACCCAGUGAGCGAGAAGACGCUGUACAACAGAACGAACGCCCUCGUUCCGCCGAGCAAAAGACUCUUCGUAAACGCAACGACUCGGCCCCAAAGGUUUCCUUGCCAAAAUCACAAUCAACCACAAGUCUGGCUCCUUCAAAAAGUACAAAUCGAAUGUCGAGGUUCUGGGGCAAUCGCCUUUCGUCUUUUUUGCCCUCACUUGUCGUACCGUCAGAGUCUGCAGAGUCCCCAACACCAAAGGCUGCACCAACACCACCAGUACCUGCAGUCCCCUCAGCGCCCGCUGCAGCAGCGGCCGUUUUGCCUGCACCCACCAAAUCCUCUUCUCCGACAGACACUUCGACUACUACUAAUACGGCUGGCACCCCUCCCACGACUGUCGACGACAGCGCCUCGUCAACUACUCACAGCAUCACUGAUCCAACCGCCCAGAUGCAGAACGAAUACCACGACACCAUGUCAUACCAGAACAACGGUAUUAACCAGGCUGGCUCACCACCUAGCCCAGACUCAAUUCCUCCCCGCGGCAGCGACAGUAUGGACGGUCAAUUAAGACCCAACCCUCAGAUCAUGGCCCCGAUCCCUCCGUCCCCAGAGGUCCAGCGAGCGGCGAUGAGUCCUCAAGAGCCCAACAUGCCUCCUCCCCCGAUUCCCACCUCUUCAUCGGAGAACUUGAGCAACGGAAGCGGAAAGCUGCGCAAAGAAAACCCCGCCUCUCGAACGAGAAGUGGCUCUCUCCAGCAUGCGCCGAGCAAGUCUUAUGGCGGCGGCGAGAUCCAGGCUCUCAAGACCCGAACAACUUCCCCAGCUCCUGACCGCGGACGUCGUUCAUCGUCAGUCCAAUCCCCGAACAACCGCAACAGCAACACCAAGAGCCGCAUAGUUUCCACGCCUCUUGCCAUCAGACCCGGAUCAUCCAAGGGCGAAGCCAGCCAGAGCCCAUCGCGGGGUCGCCUCCGAAGAAGUUGGUUGCCUGGCGGAAGAUCCCGAUCCAACUCGAUGGAUGUUUCCAACGCAAACACCUCAACUGCUUGGGUUUUGUCCGACGAUACACAAGCCGAGUACAAUGCCUCGUUUCUCAAGAACGGAGAGAAGGUCCCGGAACUCUGGAACGAAAGCGGAGCUGUGCUUGUUUACCUGUACCCCAAGGGAAGUGGCCGCGGGCCCUCCUUCAAGGUUCAAGAGUUUACAAUUAGCUCAUCUUGGCUUUUCAACGAACUCAUCCAACGCGAGCGAGAGACGCCCACGAGAAAUCGCAAUACGAGCUUUAGCGGCCGUCUUAGUUUGACUGCCGAAGAUGCGUCCCGAUAUAUCUCACCACCAAACUCUCCUCCCGUUCCGGAAGAGGGAUCAGACGAUUGUUUCCACCUAUACCUGCCUACAGGGGCUCCUGGUCAAGAGAUGGCUCCCGAUGUCGACCGUCUGAUUGCCAUCCGCAACUUGUUUGCUUUCUUGACCGGACAGCCUCUUGUGGGAACCAAGGCUAAGCCUUCCAACUUCCACGCGUUCCUCGACAUUUCUUCCCUUUUGGAAGAGUAUGGCUUCACCAGCUAUGAUGGAACUACUUUCGGAGACGCAGUUGACCUCAGCUUCGGGUUCUACAUGGAUCAACACGCCCUUGCGGACUGCCGACACAGUCGAGAAAAGACGUUGGAGGCAGUGAUUCUCGGUGAGCGCAUGCGAUCGGCCGACCUUUACAACGAAGCUUUUGCCCAUGCCGCUGGCAAAUACGCGGCCAUCAUGGAUCUCAAGCUCCCUCUUUACGAGCAAAUCUCACCCAAGACACGCGUCAGCCUGGAACGUGCCCAUCUCGAUUUACUCAACCGUCAGCACAGCGCCAACAUGCAUCUGGAACAGUUUGACUUCCCUGCCCUUUUCUCAGGUAUUGCCAACUCAACUUCUAUGAGCGAGCUUAGAAGCGUCCGCUUCAAGAUUUGGAGGCAGUCAUUCACAAAGAUGCGACACUUUGCCUUGAGCUACUACAAGACCGCGUUUGGUAACUGGCCACCAAAGGCUAGCAGCAAGAAGAAUCCUUUCUCCGAGAGUGGACUUAACCGACUUGUUCUCAAGGUUCUGUAUUCUGACAUGUGCGCUCUCUACGACCUCCUUGUUGAUCGUAACAACCGAACAUCGAGAAUCAUGGAUGAAGUGCCUGAGCUCUCCAACGAUCCAGACAAGAUGAUUAUGUCCGCCCUCCGAAACAUCAUGUCCGAGUUUGAUCGCUCAAAGCCGCCCGUUCUCCCUCCCAUUCCUUACGAUUGUCCUCAACUGCCUACGGCGACAUCGAUCUUGGAAACUUACGACACGCUCUCGCCUAAGAAGCAGGCAAAGUUCGACAAGGGUAUUAAAGAGCACGAGCUUAUGCUCAUGCUGAACAAGGCCUACAACUACGACACCAACUCUGCCAAGGUUCCUUUCCUGGACAAAUUUAAGGAGUUCGAGCUUCGUGAGGCCAGGGGCAAGACACCUCAGGACUUUGCUGACCAGCGUAUCGGUUACUGGCUGUUCCUUUACGUGGCGAUUCAAUCGCUGCCUGUUCUCGUUGUGGAUGCUCCAGGCAUGCAGUUCACAGAGGGUGUCGAGUACUUCCUUUGCGAGCCCCCCUUGGGCAACCCUCCCUGGGUCCCCGAUCAGCAAGUCAAGAAGAUGUGGUACGAGGUUGCUGGCGGAGGUGGCUUGGUCGAGCUUUCUCAGGACGCGGUUCUUUUCAGUGUCGAGGCUACCUACCACCGAAGUCACUGUUGGCUCGCCGCUACCCAGUGGGAGAAUGGCGGUGCAACAUCACAGGCGCCAGAACAACCUCAGAUGUCUCCUUUGCAACCUCCCCGAUCCAUGUUUUUGGACAACGAAGAUUUCAUCUCACCACCCUCAUUUGGUAACGGUUACAGCACUCCUCCUUCUCCUAUGGGCAGCCCUUCAGGCGCCCUACGACCUCGAACACACUCUCCUGGUGGAAACAGAGCAAACCAAGCUUGGCGAUCAAGUAUCGCACUGGGAUUGGAACCUGUACCUCUACAACCCCCUAGCCCCUUUGGAGAGCGUAGCAGUUCUCUUGGAGGACGCCCUCCUAGUCUCAUGAUGGGAUCCCGAAACUCAUCUAUGGCCAACCUGGCUGCCCUCGGCGGCCACUACCCUCAAACAGAGUCACCACCUCCUGAGCCCACUGGCGCGACAUUCGACGAUAUUCUGAAGCAGGAGCAGAAGAAGGAGAAGAAAAAGAGCCGAUUCUUCUAA